AGCGGAGCUGUGGUUGAGCUGCUGGCACUUUAAAAACACAACAGACGGGCUCACAACCAUCGUGGAAGGAGCCUCGGUGUCUGCAGGACAGGGCAGGGGAGUUUAACUCUGAACUGGCUGGAGACUUCAUUUAAAAAAAUCAAACAUUUUAACCCCCCGCCCCCUAAAAAGAAGGAGAGUGAAGAGAAGAGCCACGAAAACAAGUCGGACAUGAACGGGGAAAUCGUAUACAACAGCCACUCAGUCACUGUCUUAAGCCGCACCAAGUCCAUAUCACCUGUUCACGAUGACAAGACCAUCAAACUGACGCAGGACGACAGGUGCUCUCCGGUGUUCUCCCAGAAAAAUGACUCUCUGAGGCCGGGAGAAGGCAGGAGAACAAACAGCAUCAACACUACAACGAAAGACUCCCAGUCUGACUUCACGGAGAUGGAGAGCAGCUUCAUCCAGUGUUCACCCUGCUGGUCAGAUGAACAGCCGUCACCUCCGCAGCUCCACCGCUCAGCUCAGACCUUCCUCUGCUCCUCCGCCGAACUCCCCCAGCCGCUCGGCAACAGCUUGUCUCACGCCGCCUACCAGACCAACAACAGGAGGGCUCCUCACGGCCAGCAGAGGAGUCGAGUCCGCAACAGGGUCAAAGACAAGAAGUCCGCACCCAGAUUUUUAGGGAAAACCCUCCAAAACCAAAAAGUUACCGACUUCUUCCCAAUAAGACGAAGCUCGAGAAAAAGUAAAACGGAGAUAAAAUGUGAACAAAAGAAGGCGAUAGACGACCUCAUCACAAACGGGAUAGAAGAAGGAAUGGAGGUGCAGCAUAUAGAAGGAAAGGGCCGAGCAGUGUUUGCCACCCGCUGUUUCCACAAAGGCGAGUACGUGGUGGAGUAUCACGGAGACCUGCUGCAGAUCACCGACGCCAAAAAGAGGGAGGCCGAAUACGCUCUAAACCCUGCCACCGGCUGCUACAUGUACUACUUCCAGUACCUCUGCAAAACAUACUGUGUGGACGCCACUAAAGAGACCGGUCGUAUGGGUCGCUUAAUAAACCACAGCAAAAACGGAAACUGCCAAACCAAACUCCACGACAUCAACAGCGUCCCGCACCUCAUCCUCGUCGCCUCCAGAGACAUCGACGAGGGCGAGGAGCUUCUCUACGACUACGGCGACCGCAGUAAAGCAUCCAUUGCCGCUCACCCGUGGCUCAAACAGUGAUCCCACCCCUCCCU
Molecule: messenger RNA, 1223 nt
Organism: Scomber japonicus (chub mackerel)
Lineage: Eukaryota; Metazoa; Chordata; Actinopteri; Scombriformes; Scombridae
Gene: kmt5aa
Product: lysine methyltransferase 5Aa
Exons: 7
Coding region: 211-1209 (332 amino acids)
Molecular function (GO): protein binding; histone H4K20 methyltransferase activity
Source: RefSeq, a predicted model, not a curated record